CCGCUGACCCUGUCCGCCGCGGGCGGGGACGCGGGCGGAGGAGGUGCCGCCGCCGAGCCCCUGGACGCGACCAUGUCGGAGGUGCUGCCCUACGGCGACGAGAAGCUGAGCCCCUACGGCGACGGCGGCGACGUGGGCCAGAUCUUCUCGUGCCGCCUGCAGGACACCAACAACUUCUUCGGCGCCGGGCAGAACAAGCGGCCGCCCAAGCUGGGCCAGAUCGGCCGGAGCAAGCGGGUUGUUAUUGAAGAUGAUAGGAUUGAUGACGUGCUGAAAAAUAUGACCGACAAGGCACCUCCGGGAGUCUAACUCCUUCAGAGACAUUGAGCUAAGGGAAAGGAUUAAGAACAGCGGCGGGCAAUGAGGCGGGCAAUAAUGGUUACUGAGAGAAAGAAAAAAAAAAAGCAUGAAAAAGAGAAAGCACUUUGAAAUUUAUUAUUAGCUUGGUACCCACCAUGAAAUCAACAACCUGUAUCUCAAGUCGGGCCGGGAGACAGAUGAGGCAGGAGGAGGAGGAGGAAGAGAAAGGAGGAGGAGGAGGAGGGGAAGCUUCUGGGCUCCUCUGCAAAAACAAAAAAUAAAAAAACCAUAAAAAUUUUAAAAAAUCACUAUAUACACAUAUAAAGAAAAUUUAAAAGUCUCAGUUGCAGCUAUUUGUCAAAAUUGAUAUCUAUUUCUUUUUUAUAUAUGGUGAAUAUUGCUCAACUCUAGAUCUGGAUUUUUGAACCACUCUCUGAAGGGGCAGCUCUGGGUCUGGAGGUGUUCGCAUUUCUUUGCUGAUUCGGCUGUUUCUAAUGUUUACAUUGUUUAAUCUUGCAAAAAUGAUUCUGUGCACUUGGAUGUGAAGUGCCGUCCAGUUUUAUUAUCUUUUUUAUGUUAUCCUUGGGUGUAUAAAAAAAAACAAAUUGGAAAAUGAGCUCUGUAGAUACCGUUUUAUUUUGGUCAUCUUUUGAAGUUAUCAAGAAUGUGUUUAAAACAAGAAGAUACCUUUUUUUUUCUUUUAUGGAAUGAUACACGGAAAGGAUCUUUGUUUUAUUUUAAAAUGAAUUGUAAAGCUUGUGUUUCUUUGUUGCUGCAAGCUAUUUGCCCAAGUUAAUGCAAAUGGACACAUUUUCUAUGUCAGGAAUAACAACAAAACACAUGAAAAAAAAUGCUUGAGCUUUUUUUCUAACCUCCCCCUCCAGUCUGUUGUAUGAGCUGCCUGGAUUCCCACCCCCCAAUAUUAUGUCAGUUUAUUCUCUUUACUGGACUGUAAAAAAAAUGUAAUCACAAGAGUGCCAAAUAUCUUGAAAUGCCAAAAGGCAUUUUGGUUUCUUUUUUCCCCCUGUGCUCUGAGUCCCCGUACAGGAAUGCUUGGAGUCUUUUGUUAUUUGUAGGGUUUCUCUGAAGGCACACCAGCUGCCUGUUUUGCAUGGUAUUUGCAAAAAAAUGCCUCUUGCGUGAGGAAUCUUUCACCCAUCCUUUUUUCUUUUGUUUGCAACUUUGGACCUCAAGAGGUUUCCUUUCCCUGUUCCCUCUUUUCUUAAUUCAAUAUUCUGUAUGUUGCACCUUGAAGCAGCACACAGGGCUAUUUCUCUGAUGUACAAUAAAGAACUGUUCCUGUGUC
Dipodomys ordii (Ord's kangaroo rat) is the source of this 1606-nucleotide messenger RNA. It is a transcript of the gene Camk2n1, whose product is annotated as calcium/calmodulin-dependent protein kinase II inhibitor 1. Gene Ontology annotation, molecular function: calcium-dependent protein kinase inhibitor activity; protein kinase binding. Lineage: Eukaryota; Metazoa; Chordata; Mammalia; Rodentia; Heteromyidae. The record is from RefSeq and is a predicted model, not a curated record. The transcript has 2 exons. Gene Ontology annotation, biological process: negative regulation of protein kinase activity. Bases 73 to 309 code for a protein of 78 amino acids.